CACACACAGACAGACACACACACACACACACACAUAGCUGUUAGGAUCUGUUAUGCUGAGGUGAAUUUCCAUUAUCUAUCAAAUUGCUCUGACCUUUCCAUCUUUCAUUCAUUGUGAAGAUCAUCGGGGUAAUAGUAGUUGACAACAGUGUGCUCAGGCACAAACAAGUAUGAGGUAACACCCUUGUGUGUGGGUGGAAACUGGAAUUCCCCAUAUACUUAAAUAGAGGUCUCCCUCUGAUUCACUUCAUUCGUGCUUCUUCUUUCAGUACUCGUCAAAAAUCAGACUCAAGUGCAGACAUGUCUCGGAGCAGGUUGGAGCAGGCCAUCAUGUCCCUGGUGGAGGUGUAUGAGGAGUACGCUGGGAAGGACGACAAGAAGCACCAGCUGAGCCAGGCCGAGCUCGCUGAGCUUUUACAGAAGGAGCUGGCCAGCCCGGAGUUCCAGGGAAAAAUUGACCCAGAGGACAUUCAGGAGGCCAUGAGCAAACUGGACAAGAACCACGACGGUGAAGUGAACUUUCGCGAGUUUGGCAUGAUGGUGGGACUUCUGGCCCGCGGCGUGUAUCGCCAUAAGAGGGGCAAGGGCAAAGGAAAGAAGAAGGAUAAUGAGUAAAAGCAGGCGGGCAGACACAAAGAUGUACAUACUGUAAGAUUACAGUGUAAUGUCAAACCUGUUUUGGGAUAUCUUUAAAAAGGUGUUUUGUAAUUUAUGAUAACAUGACAGAGGUCUAAGGGCCGAAAUGUAGUUUACAAUAAAUGCGACAUUGCAAGUGAAACAA
Messenger RNA from Alosa alosa (allis shad), 780 nucleotides. It is a transcript of the gene s100w, whose product is annotated as S100 calcium binding protein W. Bases 300 to 614 code for a protein of 104 amino acids. The transcript is spliced from 3 exons. Gene Ontology annotation, molecular function: transition metal ion binding; calcium ion binding. The record is from RefSeq and is a predicted model, not a curated record. NCBI's taxonomy places the organism in Eukaryota, Metazoa, Chordata, Actinopteri, Clupeiformes, Clupeidae.